Prionailurus viverrinus (fishing cat) is the source of this 1743-nucleotide messenger RNA. RefSeq names its product glutamate rich 6B (gene ERICH6B). The record is from RefSeq and is a predicted model, not a curated record. Bases 1 to 1725 code for a protein of 574 amino acids. The transcript is spliced from 13 exons. NCBI's taxonomy places the organism in Eukaryota, Metazoa, Chordata, Mammalia, Carnivora, Felidae.
AUGUCCCAGAAUUCCACACAGACCGUAUCUUCGGGGGAGGAGAUCGAGGAAGAAGAGUGUUCAGAGAAAGACUAUCUAUUUCCUGAAGAGGAAGAGUAUCUGGAAGAGGAGGAAUAUCUGGAGGAAGACGACUACCUGGAGGAGGAAAAGUUGCUGAAGGGGAAGGCAUACCUGUAUGGAGAGGGGUAUGCGAAGGCGGGAGAGGAUCUACAGGAGGAAAAGGACCUGGAAGAAGAGUAUCUGUUGGGGAAGUAUCUGGAAGACGAAUUCAAUAUGAUGUAUUCAUGGAAAAGCCUGCCUAUCCUUACAAGGGAACCCCCUCGGGGGACCACCUUCUACGCCGCCCCUCCUUUCAUCUCUGAAUUGUCCCACGAGUCUCCAUACCAUGAUGCGAUGCCUUCCACAUCCUCCGUGCAGCAAGAUGGAGAACUUCUGGCCUGGCAUGACGAGAGCACGCAGACAGAAUGGAUCUAUGAGACACAUGCAAAAUCAAAAUCAAAACUAAAACUCUCCACAACCACACUAACCACUGAGAAGUCAGAUUUGGAAGUGUUUGCUACCCCUGACGUGGCUCAUGAGGAGGAAAGUGCCAUGGAGUUUGUUUCCAAAGAGAGCUUUUGGGACGAUUUAUUAAAUGAACCCACGAACUCAGUGGAAACUGAGAGCUACGAUAACAAGGUUCUCAACAGCUCCUAUCAGGUAGUGUUUAGGACCGUGCUCAAAGAAAUGGCUGCUCGCCAAGAACUGGAAGAGGAUAUUGACAUCCCCCUGACUGGGAUUCUGGAGAGUGAAACCAGGAGGAAGCUGGGAAUUCUGUUGAAGAAAAAUUUUGGAAAAUACAAGCAAACAAUCCUCUGGAUUAUGAAGAAACGUGAAAACUUCCUCACGGCCAAACCUGCGGAGACGUCGACUUUCACAUUUCACUUAUGGAAACAACCACCACAAGGUGAGGAGCCUGUGACAGAGGCCAAAAAAACUCGUCGUGUGGUUUAUCGUAAGAAGAAAUUGGAAGUAGAUACGGGAUGGGUCCACAGCAAGUCUGAGGUGCCUCAAGGUGAUGGAAAAUUAAUUCUCUAUCCCAGUGGAAUUGUCUUCCAAAUUCUCUUUCCUGAUGAAUCGGGCCAAAUACAUUAUCCAUCAGGAAAGCUGGCUAUGCUCAUCCUCAGCACAAAACAGAGAAAGUUCAUAUAUAUCAUUCUAGAAGACAGUGAAGAAGGUUGUGUCCGGGCCCUUAUCAACAACUCCGGCCAUGCCACCUUCUACGAUGAAAACAAAGCAAUCUGGUUGAGCCUGAGCCAAAACCUGGGCUACUACUUCCCCAAAGGCAAAUACCAGAAGGCCUGGAACUGGUGGAAUCUGAACCUGCACGUCCACGCGCCGCCCGUCCAGUCCAUCUCCUUGAAAAUCAACCAGUACAUCAAAGUACAAAUAAGGAGCCAGGACAAGAUCACCUUCUGCUUCAACCACCAACAGAAGCACAUCCGCUUAAACCUGGGCACCAAGUACAAGUCCAUAACCCCGGAGGUGCUGAGUGAAAUGAGGCAGAAAGCAAUCCUGGAGGUAGAAUGUGGUUCAGCGGCCCGGAAGAUGCAGAUCCUCCUGGGAAAAAUGAGUCGGAUCCUGAAUUUCCUGACCAUCCCUGAUUUGGAAAACUUCAUAGAGGCUGCCAGUUCCUUGGCAGUAGGCAACAUGAAACGGAAGGAGAAAUGGUACCUCCCAGACUAGGACAGCCACCAGCUGGUG